UCAUAGACUUGUCAUACGGUUUGUUCUAUUUUUUGCUGCGGUAAUGAGCAUACCUUACGGUCAUGGCCAUGAUUGUUAAAUGAACAUGCUGCAACUAAUUGUGCAGCCCAGACCAUCGCGGUCCAUCGGUUCAACUCAAUCAUUUGUCGCAACACCGAGUCGUCCUGCACCAGAAGCAGUGCCUGCUGCAACUGAGACCAUGAAAAAACGGAGCUCAAAACUAUUCGGCAUAGCAUUUGGUGGGUCGAAACCAGCACCACAAAGCUCUGUUCCGCCCCAUCCAAAUCCUCCAGUCUUGCAGGCGAAUCCUCCUGGUCCACAGGUUCAUCCUCCCAGUCCACAGGGUCAUACUUCCAGCCCACAGGGCCAUCCCGACUCACAAGUGCACCCUUCUGAACAAGGGCAAAGAGGCACAUCGGACCAAAUGUCAUCUGGAGCAUUCAUCAGGGGAAAGCCAAUAACGGAUUCUUUCCAGGACACUCAGGAGAGAGGAUCGUCUCUGCCGGACUACGACGUGUCAAAGCCGCCUCCGGCACCCGCUCGCUACCACCGUCAAUGCAGUAUCGACAUUACAUCAUUCAGACGUGAUGUAAUUCCUCCUCCUAAAGACAUGCCUGCGGUUCCAGUUGAGCUGGUGGCCAAUCUUCCCAAUGUCACGGAGAGGAAUCCGAUGGGUGUGUUUCCGUCCUCUGCACAUCCACUGGAAGGGACGAAACAGAGAGCAAAAAGGGACCUGAAGUCACCUGAGUCUCGACCUGAGGACUUCAGAAGGCCAGAGGGAGACGCUCCUGCAUUUGAGCAGCACAAGGAGGAGAGGGAUGAGAGGUCACGACGGGAGGCAGCAACAAUGAGACCCACGCCAAGCCAGCAAGCUCCCCGGGACUUGACACAGAUCCGACAAGACCUUUAUGGAACUGGGGCAUCCAUGGAGGAGGAGGAGGAGGAGGAGGAGAGGGAGAGGAUGGAGAGGUCACAACAACAGGCAGCAACAAGGGAGCCGAAGUCGAGCAAUUAUCAACCUGAGGACUUCAGAAGGACGGAGAGAGACCCUCGUGGAUUUCAGAACAUUAGGGAGGUGGAGAGUUUUGAGAAGCGUCAACCGCAAGCAGCAGCAACAAGGGAGCGCAAGCCGAGCAUGCAUCAGUACGAGGACAUAAGUCCGGUGGAGGGGGACCCUCGUGGAUCUGACCAGCACAGGGAGGAGGACAGGGUUUGGAGGUCCAAUCAACCGGCAGCAGUCAGGGAACACAAACCAAGAAAGCAUUACGAUGAGGAGGAAUUCAAACGGACAGAGGAGGGGGGCCCGCAUGGAUUUGAUCAACAAUGGGAGGAGGAUAUGUUUGAGAGGUCCAAACGACAGGCACCAGAAAGGGAGCAAAAUCCAAGGAGGUCUCAAGAUGAGGAAUUGAGAAGGAGAGAGGAGGGCCCUCAUGGAUUUCAGCAAUGCAGGGAGGCCAAGAGACUUCAGAGGCCGCAACAACAGGCAGCAACAAGGGAAUCCGAGCGCAGCAACCAUCCACCUAGGGACUUUGUACACAUGGAGGAAUAUGAACCUCGGGACCUCAGAAGGAGGGAGGGAGACCGUGGUGAGUUUGAGCAGCCGAGGGACGAGAGGUUUGAGACGUCACAACAACAGGCAGCAACGAGGGAACGCAAGUUGAGCUUGCAUCAGCCUGACGACUCACGAUGGGAGGGAGAGACUCGUACACGUCAGCAGCACAUGGAGGAGAAGAGGCCUGAGAGGUUAAAACAGCAUCCAGGAAGAAGGGCAUCCGAUUACGAGUAUCAGAAUGAGGGCAGCGAAGGGAGGGAGGGACGCCCUCGUGGAUUCGCAGAGGGGAGGGGGGAAGAGACAUUUGAGAGUUCACAGCAACAGGCAGCAAGAAUGAAAGCUAAGUCGCCACAGUGUCAACCUGGGCCUCGUGGAUUUGAGCAGCACAGGGAGGAGGAGAGGGUCGAGGGAAGGGAGGGAAGGCGUCGUGGAUCUGCAAAGGAGUGGGAAGAAGAGCCUUUUGAGAGGUCACAGCAACAGGCAGCGAGAGAGAAAGGUAAGUCGCCGAAGUAUCGAUCUACGGACUCAAGAUGGAUGGAGGACGAGCCUCAUGGAUUUGAGCAGAAGAGGGAGGAGGAGAGGGUCGAGGGAAGGGAGAGAAGCCGUCGUGGAUCUGCAAAGGAGUGGGAAGAAGAGCCUUUUGAGAGGUCACAGCAACAGGCAGCGAGAAUAAAAGGUAAGUCGCCGAAGUUUCGAUCUACGGACUCAAUAUGGAUGGAGGACGAGCCUGAUGGAUUUGAGCAGAACAGGGAGGAGGAGAGGGUCGAGUGCUCGCAGCAACACACAGCAACAAGGGAACGCAAAUCAUCAAGUAUGCAUCAACCUGAGGACUCAGGAUGGAAUGGAGACACUUGUGCACGUGAGCAGCACAUGGAGGGGAAGAGGCCUGAGAGGUCGAAACAACAAGAAGCAAGAAGUGGGUCUGAUCCCAACAAGUAUCAGCAUGAGGACAUUGGGGGAAGGGAGGGAAUCUCUCGUAGAUCUGCAAAGGAGUGGGAAGAAGAGCCUUUUGAGAGGUCACAUGAACAGGCAGCGAGAGUGAGAGCUAUGUCGCCAAAGUAUCGAUCUACGGACUCAAGAUGGAUGGAGGACGAGCCUCAUGGAUUUGAGCAGAACAGGGACGAGGAGAGGGUCGAGCACUCGCAGCAACACACAGCAACAAGGGAACGCAAAUCAUCAAGUAUGCAUCAACCUGAGGACUCAACAUGGAAGGGAGAUACUCGUGCGCAUGAGCAGCACAUGGAGGGGAAGAGGCCUGGGAAGUCAAAACAACAGGCAGCAAGAAGUGGGUUCGAUUCCAACAGGUAUCGCCAUGAGGACAUCGGAAGAAGGGAGGUAGACCCCCAUGGAAUUGCGAAGGAGAUGGAAGAAGGGACACCUGAGACUUUACAGCAACAGGCGGCAAUAAUGGAACCUAAGUCGCCGACGUGUCAACCUACGGUACUGGAAGAAGAGACGUCUGAGAGUUCACAGCAACAGGCGGCAAGGGUUGGGGAAGGCCCUCGUGGAUUUGAGCAGCACAGCGAGGAGGAGAGUGUCAACAUAGCACAGCAACAGGCAACAACAAAGGAUCCCGGGUACGCCAAAUACCAGCCUGAGCAGCACAGGCGGGAGGAGAGUGUUGAGAGGUCACAGCGAAUGCAAGAACGACAACAACAAAAUGGUACUGGAACUGAUCCUCCUGGCAUGGAGCAGCAGCAUCAAGACAAAGGUAGUCAGGAGAAGACGGAAAGCAGGGUGAAUAAAAGCAUGGAUGAUGAUGAAACAAGACAAGCAGCUUCAACAGAGAGGGAGCGGAGGAGACAGAAAAAAACGGUCGGUAGCAAAGAGGAUGAGUCAAGUGAUGACCAUUUCAUGGAUUACGCUGCCGGAAAAGCUGCGGUUGCCGCUGCGGCAAAAGCUGCUGUUGCUGCGGCAGAGUGUGCCGCUAAUGCUGCACGGGCGGCGGCAGAGUUAGCCAUCAAGUUGGGUGAGCAAACCACACAGGGGCCAUCAACAGAUGGGAGAGGCGCUGAGCAACAGGUGGUUUAUGAGGAGGCAAAGGAGAUUACCACUAAGACGGAUACCAUGAGGUCGGCAGAUCAGCCGAGUUUGGAUGCAAGGGAUUACAUCAACGUCGAGGAGGCUAAUGGCGUAAGCGAAAGGAGGACCAACGUUGCCAAGCGCGUGGAACAAAUAGAGAAGAAUGUGGUCCUGAUGGAUCUAGGCGAUGGCAAAUCCGACGUCGACAAGGGAACGAGCUCCAGUCCUGCGCAGGCAGCUGAUCAAGGCCAGCACCCUGGAAACGACCUGCAAGAUGGGCAGCUGGUCUCGAGGCGAGCUCGUCAGGAGGCAAGAUCAGGUGAGCACACAUCUGGUAGAGGUCGUUGGCAUGAGAAUCAGCUGGGUGACAACGUGGUGGAUCUAGGUGAUCACAAAGUCGGCGUCAACAAGGGAACAAGCUCAAGUCUUGCGUCGGCAGCUGAUGGAAGCCGGCAACCUGGAAACGACCUGCAAGACGAGCAGCUUCUCUCGAGGCAAGCCGGUCAUGGGACAAGAUCAGGCGAGCACGCGUCUGGUCAAGGGCGUUGGCAUGAGAAUCGGCUGGGUGACAACGGGCAGAUCUCCGGGCAAGCUGGUUGGCAGGCAAGAUCAGGCGACCGAAGAGCCGAAGACCCAAAAGGCCAGGAUAAUAGAACAGGGAGAGGCACCGUUCCUGCGUCGCAGAACCCAAUGAGAAGCAAUGAGUUGGAAAUACCCAAGGCUGUUGAGCAGGAUGGAGGUUCAGCACCAGUUGACGAGAGGUACCCUCCGCAUCAUCCUGUACCUGAGCAUCUCUCUCGUUCAGCAUCAGUUGACGAGAGGUAUCCUGCGCAUCAUCCUGUACCUGAGCAUCUCUCUGGCAAGGCCAUUUUGCAUCCGUCCUCAGAGCAGACCUUGCAAGCUGGUAUUAAAACACACGACCAUCCUAUGUCUUCCUCAGCCAUCCGGUCUGCAAGUCCACGUAGAGAAGGUCGAGAACGUGUUGUCAGUGUGUCGGUGCGAACAAGGCAUGCCUCACCCCUUUCAGGUUGCCGAUCCCCGAAAGCAGCCGAUGAAAGCACUGAUCACGGUGUACAAACACCCGGAGAUAAUCGAGGAAAGCAUGCUGCAGGAUCACAACGACCAUUUAAUCAAGAAGAGCAGAAGGACGAGAUGCAGCAGUUCACCGACACUGGAAAGAAGGACAUCACAGAAGAGGCGCAGCAGCCAACCGAUCCUCCAGAGGACACCAAGGAGACUCGGCAUCCCGCAGAUCUGCCCAAGGACAUCGCAGGGAGGCAAACGCAAAAUUUUGUGGUGACGUCCACAUGGGAUGUGCGAACAGGAACCCAUGAAAGCAUCAAUCUUGUUUUGCCCCCCUGUCACCCAGAAAAGCGCAUCCUCCCAGGAAUGCCGCCACUUUUCUAUCCGGGAAAGCCGGAGAAAGCAGGGGCUCAAAAAUCAAAAAAGGAUGAACAACAGACAGAUCUGCAAAAAGACAUCAAAGGGACAGUGGAAAAUUUUGUGGUGACGUCCACAUGGGAUGUGCGAACAGGAACCCAUGAAAGCAUCAAUCUUGUUUUGCCCCCCUGUCGCCCAGAAAAGCGCAUCCUCCCAGGAAGGCAACCGCCACUUUCCUAUCCGGGAAAGCCGGAGAAAGCAGGGGCUCAAAAGUCAAAAAAGGAUGAACAACAGACAGAUCUGCAAAAAGACAUCAAAGGGACAGUGGAAAAUUUUGUGGUGACGUCAGCCUGGGAUACGCGAACAGGAACCUACGAAAGCAUCAACCUCGUUUUGCCAAUCUGCGGCCGGGGAAAGUACAUUGCCGGAAGGCAAACACUAAGUGACCAAGGAAAGGAGGAAACAGAUCCUCAAAAUUCAUUGGAAUACGGAAAGGACCCCGCAGAGAUGCAACGACACCCAAGUAGUCAAGAAGAGCAGCACGCAGAGGCUCGACAGUCAGCAGAGGAAGAAAAGGACCCUCCAGGGAUGCAACAGCCAAUCUUUGUGGCAAACCCGGUCUGUGACGACCUAACGGGAUCUUCUUAUGAAAGAACGAACGUUAUUCCAGGAAUGACUGCCUAUGAUCCAGGGCAGUACGCGGCGAAUAUACAACUACGAAUUGGUGAAGGAAAGAAGAAGGCAGAGACGGGGGAGCAGUCGAGCGAUGCAGGACAGGACGUAGCAGAGGGACAACAAUCAAACGUUGCGGUGACCGCAACCCACGAGUCCCUAACAGAUUCUCAUAUUAAUGAUAGUACGACUACCUUUACAGGGUCGUAUGGUGAUGUGAGAGCGAUUUCAGCAAUGUCCACCCGUGUGCUAAGAACUUACCCGGGUGACCACAACCCGUGUGCACAUAUCCAGGAGGCAUUACCUGAUCGAGUAAAGAAAAACAUGGAGGCGCAACUGCAAACCGAUCCCAUCCAGCACAGCAAUUUCCGGGCGACCUCGAACUGGGACAGCGAUGAGGAGGACGAGGAUGAUUGAUGGUGCCGAAGGUGCCUGACGCAAAGGAAAACGACGGUGAGAACACAACGAAAGGAUUUUGGUUGACGGGUGACUUGCUGUCUCCUUCCACCCAACCUGUUAUUAUUAAUAAGCUGGACCGAUUGAUCAAUGGUUGUGACAUCCACAUGUGAACGGGACAAACGAUUGCGACUGAAAUGGAUACGAGUACAGAUGGGGAUAACAAUCACAAGUGUAAGCAGCUGAUGCGUCCCAACGAUUGGAUUCGGAUUUUGGAUUUCCACUCGGAUUUAAUCGAAUGAUUAAGUGUCCCAACUUA
Messenger RNA from Chara braunii, 6341 nucleotides. The record is from the annotation of a GenBank genome assembly. Lineage: Eukaryota; Viridiplantae; Streptophyta; Charophyceae; Charales; Characeae.